AUGACGACCAGAAGUGUGGAAUCUGCGGGCCAUGGGAGUGGAGACACCCACGCCGUCGUCACUGGCACUCUGAACAGCAUUUAUCGACCAGAGGUCGACGUCUCCGGGAUUGACGAAAAGAAGUUGAUGAGGAAGGUCGACUUGCACGUCAUUCCCUGGUUGACCAUCCUCUAUUUGUUCAGCUUCCUGGACAGAGGCAGUAUUGGCAAUGCGAAACUGUACAACCUGGAAAAUGACCUCGGGAUAACAGACAAACAGUAUCUUCUAGCUCUCUCGAUGUUCUUUAUCCCUUACGCGUUGUUCGAGCCUGCGAGUAAUGUCUUACUGAAAAGGCUCAGGCCUUCCGUAUGGCUCUCGUCCAUGAUGCUCCUUUGGGGAACAACCCUCCAUGGCAUCGUAAAGGAUUUCGGCGGUCUUCUCGCCUUACGACUUUUGCUCGGUUUGACCGAGGCCGGUCUUUAUCCGGGGGUUGUCUUCUAUAUCUCAAGCUGGUAUAAGCGCUCGGAAACAGGUUUUAAAGUCGCCAUUUUCUUCUCGUCCGCGACGGUGGCAGGGGCGUUCAGUGGCCUCCUGGCCGCAGCGAUAGCAAAAAUGGAUGGCAUCGGAGGACGUCCAGGAUGGGCAUGGAUCUUCAUUCUUGAGGGACUGGCGACUGUUUUCCUUGCAAUCGUUUCCUUUUGGGUCGUUCAGGACUUUCCAGAUACAGCUCGCUUUCUGACCGACCAAGAACGUGCUUUUAUCAUCCGUCGCCUCCAGGAAGACAUGAAAUUCAGCGCUUCCGGAGAGGCCUUUUCCAGUGAGUAUGUUUGGCAAAGCCUGAAGGAUUGGAAAACGUAUAUAGCCAUGGGCCUCUAUAUGGGUUUUGAUGGUCCUCUUUAUGCUUUUUCGCUGUUUUUGCCCUCGAUCAUCAAUCAAGUGAGCCCCUUUCACCCUGUUUUGGUUCUUCAGGGCGCUCACUCGUACCAACUGCAGCUGGGUUACACAGCUACCCGUGCAAAUCUUCUCUCGGUUCCUGUAUACGCAUGGGGAUGUAUCCUGACUUGUGUUGUUGGGUACCUGGGGGAUCGGUUCGGCCAUCGGUCGCACAUCAACCUAGCUCUCUUUGCCGCGGGGCUCGCUGCGUAUAUCAUACUCCUAGUGUCAAAAUCUGACGCGUUGUCCUACUUCGCCGUGUACCUCGCUGUUUCUGCCAUCUAUCCAAUGAUUCCUAAUUCCGUCGCUUGGGUCGCGAGCAAUGUAGAAGGCUCCUAUAAACGGAGCGUCACCCUGGGGAUGGCCAUUGGAUUUGGAAAUCUCAAUGGUGCAGUUACGGCGAACAUCUACAGGGCUAAAGAUAGGCCAUGGUACCGCCUAGGCCAUGCCAUCGUCUUGGGAUACAUUGCCUUUGGGCUAGUUUGUUCUCUCCUCUUCUACAUCCUAUUGAAACGGGAGAAUGAACGGCGGGAUCGACGAGAGCGGGACGAGGUCAUUGAGGGAGUGGAUAACAAAUACGCCCACGAAGGCAACGGGCGGUACGAGAGCAUCGAUGCUGCACGAUUGCACAAGGGUGACCAAUGGAGUGGGUUCCGAUACACCCUCUAA
Molecule: messenger RNA, 1581 nt
Organism: Coprinopsis cinerea okayama7#130
Lineage: Eukaryota; Fungi; Basidiomycota; Agaricomycetes; Agaricales; Psathyrellaceae
Exons: 16
Coding region: 1-1581 (526 amino acids)
Biological process (GO): transmembrane transport
Cellular component (GO): membrane
Molecular function (GO): transmembrane transporter activity
Source: RefSeq, a predicted model, not a curated record